GUUUAAGCAUCGCUUUAAAGUAUUGCCAUUAUCAUUCCUGUUUCUGCGGUGAAAAGCUGCUGCGCAACCAGUUUCUUUCCUCUGCCCCCUUCCUAUUUUGCCGCAUUGGACUUAAAGACGAAGCAUUGGCGUUGGAUAAUAUCGAAAAUUGGAUUCAAGUCAUAGACGGAGACGAGCGUUUCUGUCUUUCUGAGUCACAUGUGUUUUCACUGAUGGGAUUCAUUGUCCUUCGGGAAUAUUCGGGAUACGGGACAGAGGAGAAAAGGCGGAGAGGGUCGCAGAAAAACCGCGCAGGACAGCCUGAGACUAAAGUGGACUGCUUCCAGCUGCCAGACUGAGCCAAGCAGCAAGGCUUCAUAAGACACCUGGGACAGUAGAGGGCAGUGUUUGAUACACUGAGCCAAUACCCAGUCAGGUUGAAUGAUGGGUAACCACAAUGACAAGGACAGCUACAGCCCUACAGAUACAGGUUCCCCUUUAGACUUCUACCACACACCUCCUACCUCACCCUUUGAGGCAGAGGUGGCUGCCAUGGCUUCACCCUCUGCAGCUUCGACUGAUAAGAUGCAAACUUCAUCACCAGUCACCAGCGCCACGCCCUCCACCCCCUCCCAAGCUGCAGACUGGAAACAGAAGCUCUCGGCUCCCUCGGAGUGGGCAGUGAUCAACGUGGAGAGCAUCAACUCGAGUGAUGCAGCAGCCGGACAGGAGACGGACGUUCCGAUUGCGCUGCCUUUGCCCCGAGGAUUACCUUCAGAGCAGAGCUGGCAGGAGAGAGACAGCGGGAUGGAGCUACAGGCAGCAGCAGAGAGAGCUGGAGAGGAGAUGACCCUGGUUUUACUCAGCCUGAUAGAGCAUUACAGAGCUUCACUGGGCCUAACCCCCAACACUGAUAUUACCACCGGAGCUGUCGAAAUGAUGAGGCGCUUAAUAACUGAAAGGGAAGACCUUGUUGAGAAGCUGGACAUGCUAAAGGAGACACUUAGGACAGAGAGGUUGGAGUGGCAGCAGUUCCAGUGGGACUUGCAGACUGCCGUGUCCGUGGCCGACAGGCUGCGACUGGAAUCGGAUCACUCUCUGGGUUUGCUCCAAGAGAACCAUAGAGCUCUGGAGGAGCAGCUGGCUCACACUCUCAGGAAGCAGCAGGAGACCGAGCGAGCGCUGGAGAGCCUGAGAGUCGAGCACAAAGACGUUUGCUGCAAACUAAAUGAAGUCGUUGUGCAACGGCAGCAGGAGCAAGCAGAGCUGGAUGUUCUUAGGAAUGUUUGUAGGCUGAAAAAUGAACUGAUAGAUAAAGAGGUUAGAAAUGAUUUUCAAAACAAAGGUGAAACAGAAAUUAGAAAUGGUGGCGAUGGUGAAACUCAUGAUCUUGACAAGACGAAAGGAUCAGAAAAUGUUGAGCUGACUAGAAAGGGAGUAGCUGAGGGCUGCAUUCACACUCUGGAGAAAAAGAAAGAAGUCGGACGUGGACCAAGAGAUCCACGGAAGAUAGUGAUGUUGUCCGAAAGGUCUUGGAGCCUGUCUGGUCUUCCACUGCAAAGUGAUUCUUCAAAUCAGAAUGGGACUUCAAAAAACACAAGCACAACAUUACCAUUAUGCAAGAAAGAAGAGCCAACAGAAGGGAAAAGAGCAGACCGGCUUUUGAGGAGGCAGGACAGUUGGUCUAACUUUCAUACAGGAAAACAAGAGGAGGAUCAAACCUCAGAUUCAGUGAAACCUCAGGAUGGCUUCAGUGCUUUGCUGAGGCGUCAUGGUGGCUCCAGGAGAAACUCUCUGCUGCGGUGGUGCCAAAGUCGUACCCAAGGUUACAAGAAUAUUGAGAUCACCAAUUUUAGUACCUGCUGGGAGGAUGGGUUGGCAUUCUGUGCGGUUUAUCACACCUACUUGCCAACUCGUAUCCCGUAUGACAGCCUCGCUCCAACUGACAAGGAAGAAAACCUUGGACUUGCGUUCAAGACGGGAGAGAGCGUGGGAAUCCCGGCCACACUGACAGUGGAGGAGAUGCUGAAGGCAGAUGGGCCAGACUGGCAGAAAGUGCUGGCAUAUGUCGAAAGCGUUUUCCGUCACUUUGAAAUGUGAAGACAGGAUCCAGUGACUUGCACUCUUCCAUUUACCUUUUGUGAAGAAUUGGGAGGUGAACUAGUGAAUCAGUGCUCUUGCACACAAGGAACUCAUCUGUCAGGAUUUAAAAUGUGUCAGAAGUGUUGAACUGGCAUUUUUUCUUUUGUGUCAAAUCAUUCACUCAGAAGCAGGUGCUUGCUGACUCCCUGUGGAAGAAACUAUACAGCAUUUCACCCAUGGAGCACUUUUUAAUUUUUUUUACUUGCACAGCAACUACACUGGAUCUGGGGAAUAAGAUCUAGGACGCAGAAAGAAGUGCAGCAGGAUGAUCACCUGCUCACCAGGUACUUCUGUGUUCCAGUCGGUGCAUUGAUUUAUGCAAUGUAUGCACUUCAUUUACUUUAAAGAGCACUUUAUUACCAAGUUAGCUAUGACAAUGUAGCAUUUUUGGAGGAAUAUAUUGGCAUCUAGGUCACUUUAUCUUAACUAUUUAUUAUGCACCUCUUCUCUAAUCACUGUCUUCAUCUAUUCAGAGUGGGAUCAGACAUGUAGUACAAUUUUUAUGCUAGAAAUCAGGUUUUUACCAUGAACACUCCUACCACUGUCUGAAAUGUAAAGGUACCUCUUGGCUUUUUAAAAAUGUGAUUAUGAUUUUAAUGCAUUAAUAAAGUGUCUAUCACA
This is a messenger RNA of Xiphophorus maculatus (southern platyfish), 2742 nucleotides long. Its product is annotated as cytospin-B-like. Lineage: Eukaryota; Metazoa; Chordata; Actinopteri; Cyprinodontiformes; Poeciliidae. The transcript is spliced from 12 exons. Gene Ontology annotation, molecular function: protein binding. The record is from RefSeq and is a predicted model, not a curated record. Bases 421 to 2079 code for a protein of 552 amino acids.